AUGACCACUGCAGUACCACUUAUUUACUCCUUCCCGGAAUUCGGAGGAGUUGCAGAGGCCGUGGCAGAUUUGAUCGUUACUGCCCAGAACAGAGCUCUUUACGGUGACAAUAACUUGGCCACAAGUGCUUCUGCUACAGCCAGCACGUCCAAUAGCAAUAGUAACAGUGGUGUUAGCCUCAAAGAAGAUACAGAUACCCAAGGGCAGUCUCCGCAACCUCUUUCAGAAAUCUCUGCUCAGUCUCCUUUUCCUCCUCAUCACCAUCAUCACCACCAUCAUCAUCAUCAUCACCAUCAUGACAAUGAAACAAUAGUCGAACCUACAAGACCUGAAACGAGCGAUACCAACGAUGACGAUAACAACAACAAAAGCACCACUGGAAAACCCAAAGCUGCUCCCAGAUCGGCUCUUUCCGCCUCUGGCUUCCAGAUUUCCUCACAACCUAUUACCCCUUCAACCUCUGGUAUGUCUAUAAACGGCCAUUCCAGCGCUACAUUAUCAGCGGGAGCUGCUGCUAGGAAGAAGAAGAAAGAGGUGGAAAGGCGGUUCCGAAUUGGCUUAAGUGGAGGUUCACUAAUUAGUGUUCUUCAUGAAGGCUUACUCAAAAGAGAUGAUAUUGAAUGGGGCAAAUGGGAUAUCUAUUUUGCUGACGAGAGGUUGGUUCCCUUCAGUUCGCAGGAGUCUAAUUACGGUAAAGCCAAAAGACAGGUGUUCGAUCUGGCAGAUACAAAGAAUAAGGGCUAUCCAAAAGUGUUUCCAAUUGAUGAGGCUCUUAUAAACGACCCUCAGGAAUGUACGGACUCUUAUGAAAAGACCCUUAUCAAAGGAUUUGCUUCUAAAGAUUCCGUUAAGCUCCCCAUGUUUGAUAUUAUCCUUCUAGGAUGUGCCCCAGAUGGUCAUGUGGCAUCCUUGUUCCCAAACCAGGAGACUCUCAGAGAAUCAUGUGCUUGGUGCGCACCUGUGAAAAAUGCUCCUUCCGGACCUAAUCAGAGAAUAACGCUAACGGUUCCCGUGAUUUGUCAUUCGCACAUGGUUGCCUUCGUCGUGGAAGGUGCCACUAAGGCUCCUGUUAUCAAAACUAUCAUGGAGAGACCUGACAAGGGUUUACCUGCUAGUAUCAUUAAUGAACAAGCUGCCGGCAGAAUUGCUUGGUUUGUCGAUGAUGACGCUCUACAGGACGUGAUCGGAAUAACCAAGAAGAGAUACAAAUUUACGGCGAAGAAUAAAUGA
Messenger RNA from Brettanomyces nanus, 1230 nucleotides. RefSeq lists its product as uncharacterized. The transcript has a single exon. NCBI's taxonomy places the organism in Eukaryota, Fungi, Ascomycota, Pichiomycetes, Pichiales, Pichiaceae. The record is from RefSeq and is a predicted model, not a curated record. Gene Ontology annotation, molecular function: 6-phosphogluconolactonase activity. Bases 1 to 1230 code for a protein of 409 amino acids. Gene Ontology annotation, biological process: pentose-phosphate shunt; carbohydrate metabolic process.